Molecule: messenger RNA, 8048 nt
Organism: Xyrauchen texanus (razorback sucker)
Lineage: Eukaryota; Metazoa; Chordata; Actinopteri; Cypriniformes; Catostomidae
Product: NBAS subunit of NRZ tethering complex-like
Biological process (GO): retrograde vesicle-mediated transport, Golgi to endoplasmic reticulum
Cellular component (GO): Dsl1/NZR complex; endoplasmic reticulum membrane
Molecular function (GO): SNARE binding
Source: RefSeq, a predicted model, not a curated record
GACGUUUUUUUCGCUCUCUCGAACGAGAUUCUUGAAAAAAGGUUUUUAGAACAUACAUGUUUUUAAAGUACAACAUGACACUAUUUACAACAUUUAGAAGCUCUGGGGUACAUCGAUGUGUACUUUGCCGCCGUGGUGUGACAUGGCAUUGAAAACAUGGCAGAUGAUAAUAUUUUGGAAGGCGAAGAGGAGAAUAUUUUAUAUGAUUUACUCAUAAACACCGAAUGGCCACCUGAAACAGACACUCAGCUGCGUGGACUGAAAGAACACAGCUCAAUCAUUGCCAAGGCAGUAACAGGACCCUUCCGGAUUAUUCUUCACUACCUUUGGUACAGCCCUUCUAGUUCAACUUUGCCACCUGGGCUGGUACGCCUUGCAACCAAACAAGUGAACUGGCAGCUGGUGCUAGCAAGUAAUGGGAAGCUCCUGGCUGUGGUUCAAGACCAAUGUUUGGAAAUUAGGUCAGCUAGAGAUAACUUUGGAUCCAUCAUAGGAAAAUGCCAAGUGCCCAAGGAUCCAAAUCCUCACUGGUGUAAGGUAGAAUGGAGUCAUGAUUGUGCACUGCUGGCGCAUGCUGACAGUACUGGCACGGUCCGUGUCUUUGACCUGAAGGGCAGCGAACUCUUCAUUAUACCGCCGGCUAUGUGCUUCCCUGGAGAUUUUAGCUAUGCAGCUGCUGGUCUGAUGUUCUUGGAAUACACUGCUAGUGCACAGUGGUCAGCAGAGCUACUGGUCAUCACCUACAGUGGCCAGCUCAAGAGUUACCUGGUUUCUGUUGGAACCAAUCAGGGUUUUCAUGAGAAUCACAACUUCAGUUUCUCCGCCCACUAUACCAAUGGCAUUACCACAGCAAUAUAUCAUCCUGGCCACAGGCUGCUGCUGGUAGGAGGGUGUGAGUUGGGUGACAGAGAUGUGUCAAGGGCGAGCUGUUGUGGGAUCACAGCUUGGAGGGUGUUGUCAGGGUCACCGCAUUUUAAACAGGUCACCAGCUAUGAGGAUGAUGUUAGUACAGUGAGUCUGCAAGGAUUCUUCAGGAUGCCCAGCCUUCGACUUUUCUCUAGGCACAACAAUGAAGAGGUCGGUGUAUUUAGAAUGAGUCUGUCUCCUGAUGGUACAGUGCUGGCUGUGAUCCACUUCUCUGGGAGUCUAAGUCUGUGGGAUAUUCCAUCAUUCAAACUGAGAGGCUGCUGGAAACAAGAAGAACAACCGGCCUUUGACGAGAUCAACCCAGCAUGGAAGACUUCACUGGAGAAAAGAAAGAAAAUAAAAGGUAGUUGGACCCUCAACCUGGGUCGUUGUGAGGUAAAGCUGGCCCACAAGCGCUCUCGUCUGGAAAGCAGUAUGUUGGGUGAAGAUAAUGAUGGAGAGGGCGACUCUGACUCUGAUGAAGAGUCCUCGGCGAAGACACGGUAUUUUGGCUAUGUAAAGCAGGGCCUAUACUACGUGACGGAGAUGGAACGCUUUGCCCCUCCCCGGAAACGGCCUCGGACCGUCAUUAAAAACUACCGGAUGGUCAGCCUGAGGUCCACCACACCAGAGGAGCUCUACCAGAGGAAGAUUGAUAACGAGGAGUAUGGAGAGGCGCUUUCCCUUUCUCAAGCAUAUGGUCUGGAUUCUGAUCUGGUCUACCAGAGACAGUGGAGAAAAUCUACUGUCAGCAUCUCUUCUAUUCAGGACUACUUGAGUAAGAUAAAGAAGAGAUCAUGGGUGCUACAUGAAUGUGUGGAGAGAGUUCCAGAGAACGUUGAUGCGGCCAAGUACGGCCUAAAAGGAACCGACCUUGAUGCAUUGAUAGCCAUUGAUAGCGGAGAAGACCGGGGCAGGUUCAUCUUGCCAGGUGAUGUUGACUUGGACGAGGCUCCAUAUGAAGACUUCCUGUCCAUGGAGGAAGAGAGGGAGCAAAGAAAAGAGAGGGAGACCAAGAAGAGACAAGAGCUCCUCAAAAAAGUGGAAUUUAGCAAGCUGACUCUAGAGCAGAAGGAGCUCUGUAGGAGUAGAUUGAAGCUUCUCUGCUAUCUGGAUCGCUUGGCCACUUAUGAGGAAAUUCUAGGCGGACCUCAUGCAGCAGAGAAGCGAUUUGAUGCAGGGUUUUUCAAGACGUUCCACAGUCAAAAUAUCGUUCUGUCAGCCAGAACUUACGCAAGGGAGAGUAACGUACCGGCUUUGGACAUUCUCUUCACUUAUCACAGCUCAGAGUUGCUUCAGCACCGGCUUGUCAUCCUUUGCAAUUUCCCAGAAACCACCUCUCCUCACGAGUAUACUGACCUUCUGCCUAAGGCAGGUGGGGAUAAGAAGGGUAAUUUGAUGCUGAUUUCUUGGGAGGAGAGCCAACACAGAGAUCUGGACUGGUGUGAGGUUCCUGAGUGCAGAAGGAUGGUGGAUCCCAACCCAGUGCAUGACUGUCAUUUCCUAUAUGAAGAACAGCCAGAACUGGAGAGAUUUUGUACGGAUAAACCUUCCAUCGCACUGCUGACUGAGUGGUACCUGACCAGGGCACAGGACAUAGAAAGCAAUUCCUAUCAGGUUGAUUGUUCUCUGUCUCUGGUGCGUCUGGGAAAAGAGCAGAACAUUCCUGGGCUGGAGGUGCUGUGCGACGACCUGGUUACCAUGGAAACGCUAGUCUACGAGACGUCAUGUGACCUAAAUCUCACACUGAAGGAUCUGCAGCAGCUCAGGGACAUUGACAAGCUCCGCCUCCUCAUGAAAAAUUCCAGUGAGGACCGAUAUGUGAGGAAUUCAUUCCAGUGGAUGCUCCCGUUUCUGCACCGUUAUGAGAGACAGCGGGGGGGUUCUGCUUGUAGACUGCUCCGAGAGUAUCUGGUCACCCUUGCCAAAGAUGAUCUCACGCUCCCACUCAAAAUCUUCCAGCACUCCAAGCCAGAUUGUCAUCCGAAAAUCAUAGGAGACUCUGAUCAGCUGAUGUCCGUGGCAUUAGAAUGUAUCUACAGCUGUGAAAGAGAUGACCAGCUUGCACUCUGCUACGAUAUACUUGAAUGUCUGCCUCAGAGAGGACAUGGACCAGAGACAGACGCUACAAAAGCCCUGCAUGACCAGGUGGACAUUUUCGAGAAACACUUAAGUGUUGCUGAGGUGUUGGAGAAGCAUGGUCUCCAGAAGCCCAUCUCGUUCAUGAGGAACAGUCAGAACAGCAAAGAAGAAACUCACCAGCUGAUGGUCUGACUCACUCGUCACACAGGACGCAAAAACCCUCCUGUGAGUGAGACAGUGUGGAGAAGCUUACUUCACGAUCUGUUGGACAUGCAGCAGAAUGUUUAUACCUGUCUAGAGACAGAGACUUGCCAUCAGGUGUUUGUGGAGAGUUUAUUGUGUUCAGGGCGGGAGGAGAAUGUUCGUCUGGCGGGUCAGCUGGUGCACUGCAGUGCUAUGUCAGAGGACACUCCAGUCAGCAUGGCGUUUCACGGGAAAGCUCAUGCCCAUGUAGCUUAUAACUUCAGCUUGGACCUGGUUCUGGCUGCUGCCCGGGAAUACUUCAACUCUUCGGCAACCCUCUAUGACUCCUGCAUGAACCUGGCAUGGUCAUGUUUGCUGCUGAUCACGGAUUGUCCUCCUUUGGUCAAAGAAGAGUUGGAUCUCAUUAGCGCCCUCUCUCAGCUGGAGGAGUUUGGUGUGAAAGUUCUGCCCUUACAAGUGCGAUUGCGAACGGAUCGUCUAUCAUUGAUAAAGGAGUGCAUCUCCCAGUGUCCUACUGCGUACAGGAAAUCACCUCAACUGCUCAACCUGGCCAGACUUCUGCGUGUUGCAGGUGAUGAUGAGGCCAAGAGGAAGGGUCAGCUGCUCACUCUGCUAGCAGAACAGGCUUUAAACUGUCAGGAUUUCAAGGCCUCCUACAUUCGCUGCCAGGAUCUGAUGUCUGCAGGCUACAGUGAUGGCUGGGAUGUGUGUGCUCGGCUAGGCCAGUGUGAGACAUAUUCACAGCUCUCUGCCCGUCAGGCUCUCACACACUGUCCACCUAGCAGCAUCCAGAACCUUCUAGCGGCUUCCAGUUCCAUUCAGACACAGGUUCUGUACCAAGCUGUAAAUUACAAGAUUGAUCCACCUCAAGCCUGGAGAACAGGAACUGAGCUGUCUGAGCAAGGAACUGCUUAUCCUGGAUCAGUGCCUGGCUCAAUUAACCCCACAGACCUGCUGCACAGAACCACGGCCCGCACCAUAGAGGUCCUGCCCAACACCACCAUGACCACCAGAGCUGUGCUGAUCACCGUCAGUGACUCCCAUUGGUGGAGAGAGUCCCUCAGCUUACUUCGCCCACUGCACGGACAGGGCUUGGAAAAAAGCCAUACUGGCAUGGCCAGUGAAAACGCAGAUCUAGAGAGGCAGCGGUGCAGUCCUUUCUAUGAGGAGCUUUUCGAUGAUCCAUAUGUCAAUAGGGCUGAAGACGUGUAUUCCUCCUAUGACUAUGCACCUCACGAAGACUUUGCUGAAGUUUUACUGCGAACAGGCAAACUCGCCGAAACCAAAAGCGAGGGACAGAACCUCUUUCCUGCUACAGAGGUGCUUCUUCAGCUUGCCAGUGAUGCCUUUCCCAAAGAUAUGACACUCGCCCUGGCCUACUUACUGGCUCUUCCUCAGGCUGAUCCAAGAGUGCUGAUUCGUCUAGUGACAAAGCAUGUGACAGAUCACACUGGAUGUGAUUGGUUGGAUGAGGAACUGGAGGCUCUGAUUGGACAGUUGCGACUCUACAGCGAGAGACUGACAGACUUGACUCAGGCUCAAGUUUUGCAGGGACUUGGCCGAGGGAUCGAUGUCCAGAGAUUCAGCAACGACAACCAGUACAAGAAAGAAACUAUUCUGGGCCUGGCUGAGACAUUGAAUGAGAGUGUGUACGAGAUCUCAUGCUCUUUGGCUCAGCGGUACAGCAUUCCCCUUUGGGAAGUGCACAUGACUCACCUUGAGUUUCUGUUUACUGAUAGUGGUCUCUCUACUAAAGACAUCGAGAGCCGGACAGAGGCUCUGGGCCUGUUUGAGACUCUUAAGACCGAUCCCGUAGCCUUCUACAUUCACAUGACUAAAUAUGUGUACCCCAGUGUAGCUGGAACUGAUCAGCUCCAACUCCUGUUCUACUUCACCCUUCUGGAAAACUGUGGCUGUGGUAACUACUUCCCUCCCACUGCAAUGAAGCCCUUCACACACCUCAAACUGCUCAAGAAGCUCAAAGCUGUUGCCAUCGGUCUGGACUAUAAGAAGCUAAUAGAUGAGGAUUCUGAUCCUCUGAAAGCUCUGGUACCAGUACUGACCAGCCAGAAUGUGCUAUCAGUCUCCAAACUGGCCCCUCAAAUCCCCCAGAGGGUAGGUGAACUGCUCACCUCUAGUGCUGUCCACACCACCUGGCUACAUAAACUCUUCUGGGAAGGGGAUCAGCAUGUGCUAAAGAUGCCCCCCCAGAGUGAUCAAGACUUCCUGCAUGCCUAUGACACCUGUGCCAAAUAUUUUGACCAUCUGCUGCCCUUAGAUGCUGUUGACUUCCUGAAUGCCAUCACCUUUUCUGAAGCAGCUAAUAAGAUGUCUGUAGAGGCCAGACUGGAGAUUACCAAGCAUGCACAGAAGGCUCUGAAAAGCAUUAGUGACAAGAGUAAGAAAAAGAGCAAUGAUGACAGAAGUGAAAACUCCAUCUCCAACUUUCACCCCGCCCUCACUCAUCUGCAACAGUCUCUUGCUCAUCUUGAGACUCUGAGCCAUGCAUUCCCUUUGUCACUCAAGAGAAGCAAAGAGGAGCGCAUGCAGAAGUAUAGUCACAUUUAUGACCUGUCCAGGUCACAGCAAUCUAAGGUACACCAUCUGGCCAUCACAAUGGCCAUGGAUGGACAGCCUCUUGAACAAAUUGAGCAGCUGCUCUCGGUCGCCGUGGGAAUGAGCAACCUGUCGCCGAAGAGCAUAGUACAGGAUGCAGUAGAGCGAAUCAUAACUGCUCUUAGUGGUGACAAGGACGCUUUGAAAGAUUAUGCAGAACCCUUGAAGAUACGGGAAGGAAUUGUAGAAGCAGUGCACACUAAUGUGCAGAGCGGCAGGAAUUUGGUGACAUCUGAGGACAUGCUGGCAUGGCUGCGAUCUUUUUGUGGAGACGACACUAAACCGGUACGACCCAGAAUUGAUGUGCUGCAGAUUCUAGAACAUUCUUUCAGCCUCAGCGAUCAGGACAUCCACCUACUACUGUUCUUCAGGAGUCAGGCAAUUCUGAAAGCCUGCUGGCCAAACAGAGAGUGUGAGAUGAAAGAUGUCGAGAACGAAGAAAAUCGAAACUCCUUGUUCCUGGAACUGUUGGAAUCCAGCAAUAAAUGGCAGGAGUUUCAACAUAUUAUGCUCCUCCUACAGGCGUGGCCACCAGUAAUUGAUAAAAGCAGGGUGGAAACGGAACAGAACCCCUGGGUGUGUCUAACAUCCGCCCUUCUCACACACUCCGCAACCAUUUUUGAAAUCAACUUUGGGAAUGAGAUUCUAACUAUGUGUCGCUCGCUGUACCCUACUAAACACAAACUCAAACCAGAGUGCAUUGGGCACAUUUCCUCUCUGCUGUUGAAUGCUGGGCUGAAGCUGCCCGCUUUGAAGUUGACGACUGAAGGAGGGAAUGAACAUCUGCUCAAACUGACCCUGGAUCAGAUAAAAAAAACACUGAUGUAAGUGUCACCAACCACAGAUGUGUGUGACUCUGAGCUCCUCACCCUGUUGUUGAAAGCUGGGAUGUUGAUCAGUUGUGUGGACACAGCCCUUUUCUCUCUGCUGGUCUCUCACAUGCAGGCUCAGGGGGACUGGGAUGUAGAGAAAGCUGCCCGAGAGCUCCACCAGGCCGGGCACAGUGUACAGGCUGGCUCCUUGCUUCUGUCCUACCGAGGAUCUCACCCAGGGCAGUUCACCUUCAACAGCGCCCUCGCUGUCAUUAAAAAAUGGCUAUGAGGUGACCAUGGGUACAGACUAAUCAAUAAAGCAAGGAUACUAGUAUAUUUUAGCUGAAUAAAAUUGAAAUAUUAAAAGGGACACUGGCACAAAGUACAAAUCACAACCAUAAGUCAAAAUAAAAGGUAUAGUUCACCCAAAUAUGAAAGUUCUGUCCUCAUUUACUCGCCAAUAUGUCGUUCUAACCCCAUAUGACCUGCUUUCUUCGAUGGAACACAGGAGAUGUUUUGAAGAAUGUAGUUGAAUGUUUUUUCCAUGCAAUUACAAAGAAUUGGGUACAAAACAGUGACCGCCUUUAUUCUUUAUCUCUUUUUGUGUUCUACAGAAAAAAGACAUAUUGGUUUGGAAUAACAUGAGGGUGAGAAAAUGAUGACCGAAUUUUCAUUUUAUCAGAUUGUUUGUACAGGACUUUUUCCUGUUGCCAAAUGAGUCAAAUCACCUUCUUAUUGCACAGGAUUUCUCUCUAUCUCUGUAUUGCUCACUCUCUUCUAAGUGAAGCUCAUGACAUGGGUGUAAUUACAUUACUUUGGAUGUUUGGUCACAGUAGCCUGUGCUAAUAAUCAUUACAUGCCCAGUUUCGGAAUUUAAAAUGCUACAUGUGUGCUGAGAGAAUGUUUGCACAUGUACGUGUGGCUUCGUGGUUGAUCGUUCCACACCAAUUUUUGCUCUUUCCCUUUGUUGGGUUAUUAAUUAUAUUUGAACAAAACAGAUUAGGCCUUCAGGCGGCCUCAUGCAGCCUGAUUCUUUCAACACACAGACACAUAGAUGCACUACAACCAGUGUUAGGUAACUGAAUUGUAAUGUGAUUAUCUGUGUAUUUAGGUAGGUUUAUCAUCAGUGUUUAAUAAAUGUAUCAGAUUUAAAACUUUUGAUUGGUGUGCCUUUAAUCAUCUUUCAAAAAAUGUGUAGUUUAUAAUGGGUUUUGGUGUAGUGCACACUUGGGCAAUGAAGUAUUAACAAUAUAUUUACAAAAUUCUAAAGAUGAAUGUGAACAACUAGUUCUAAUUUCUGAGCACCCAUCCAUGGUUUUAAAAUAAAUAUAGUGGCUGUUUUUUAAUAUACUGUUGUACUCUACUGUAAUAUAUCACCUGAAACACCUUGUGCAUGGCAAAGGAAAAAUCACAUGCUAAAAUUGAAAU